This is a messenger RNA of Penicillium daleae, 423 nucleotides long. Its product is annotated as transcription factor domain-containing protein. The transcript has a single exon. The coding region runs from base 1 to 423 and encodes 140 amino acids. The record is from RefSeq and is a predicted model, not a curated record. NCBI's taxonomy places the organism in Eukaryota, Fungi, Ascomycota, Eurotiomycetes, Eurotiales, Aspergillaceae.
AUGCAACUCCCCCAAUCCCUUCUCCCCCAAACAAACCAACCCCCAGCCCCAACCCCUAUGCCAAAAUGGUCCUACUUCAUCCUCGUCCCCCUCGACGACAAAACAAUCCAAUCAUACAAUACCCACAAAGAUCUCGAAAUCCUCCUCAACGCAACCCACAAAACUCUAACCCCAGAAAACACAGACGUCGAAACCGUUCUCGGAGACGGACCAAUGGCCCCGGGGAAUAUCGUGUCUAUCAGAAUCGACCUUCAAUAUCCCUUGGAUGAUGAGGUGGAUGUAGAUGGGCAGUAUAGAUCGUGGCUUCUGGGACGGGCGGCCUGUGAGGUUGAGGAUUGGAUUAUUCGGUAUCGUGAGCUUGGUGAGGUUCCUGCUGCUUUUGGGAGUCUUUUGGCAGAUAUCUUUUUGGCGGAUGUUUUUUGA